UUUACUUCCGUGUCACAUAGCUAACAUGGCGGACAAAGAAAAGAAGAAAAAGGAGAGUAUCUUCGACUUGUCAAAGUAUAUCGACAAACCAAUUCGUGUGAAGUUUCAAGGAGGACGAGAGGCUAGCGGUGUGCUGAAAGGCUUUGACCCACUGUUAAACUUGGUGCUGGACGGAACAAUCGAGUACAUGAGGGAUCCAGAUGACCAGCUGAAGCUGACAGAAGACACCCGGCAGCUGGGGCUGGUGGUCUGCAGAGGAACCUCUGUAGUACUGAUCUGUCCUCAGGAUGGCAUGGAGGCCAUACCGAACCCCUUCAUACAGCAGCAGGAUGGCUAACACAGUCUUUGUUUGAUACACACACAAACAUGCAACCAUGGACAAACUUAAAUGUUAUAGUCUUCUGUUUUAAUUAUUUUAAGACUUUUCUAUAACAAUGUGUUUAAUGACACAAAUUUCAGUUGUUCAGGAUCUUAAGUUGGUUAACAAAAGGACAUUUUAAGCACUUCAUUUUCAUUUCUGUAUGGUGUGCAGUUUGAAAAGAGUUGCAUUGUAAAAAGCCAGCAAAUUUGGCAAAUGUGAACACAACCAUUUUCUUUUUUAUCUAGAAUAUGUCAACUUUUUACUAUUCUUUGUUUUUGAUAAGAGAAUAAAAUGUUUGAUGAGCAUUGUU
Molecule: messenger RNA, 671 nt
Organism: Cheilinus undulatus (humphead wrasse)
Lineage: Eukaryota; Metazoa; Chordata; Actinopteri; Labriformes; Labridae
Gene: lsm7
Product: LSM7 homolog, U6 small nuclear RNA and mRNA degradation associated
Exons: 4
Coding region: 26-337 (103 amino acids)
Biological process (GO): nuclear-transcribed mRNA catabolic process; mRNA splicing, via spliceosome
Cellular component (GO): Lsm1-7-Pat1 complex; catalytic step 2 spliceosome; spliceosomal tri-snRNP complex
Molecular function (GO): RNA binding
Source: RefSeq, a predicted model, not a curated record